Molecule: messenger RNA, 7210 nt
Organism: Lethenteron reissneri (Far Eastern brook lamprey)
Lineage: Eukaryota; Metazoa; Chordata; Hyperoartia; Petromyzontiformes; Petromyzontidae
Gene: DYNC2LI1
Product: dynein cytoplasmic 2 light intermediate chain 1
Biological process (GO): intraciliary transport involved in cilium assembly; intraciliary retrograde transport
Cellular component (GO): axoneme; ciliary basal body; cytoplasmic dynein complex
Molecular function (GO): dynein heavy chain binding
Source: RefSeq, a predicted model, not a curated record
ACCGGCAUGCCUGGCCGUACGUCACGAGUCCAGUUUGCGAGCGCGGGCAAGGCUUUUGGCUCGGCGCGUUUCAGAGUCAUCUGUGAACACUGAAGCAUUGCAGAGUCAUCUGUGAACACUGAAGCAUUGCAGAGUCAUCUGUGGACACUGAAGCAUUGCAGUCGAUUCGAAGUGUCAAGUGACGCGUCCUGAACAAUGUCGCGGCAACCGCAGGGAGUGUCAAGAUCAGCGUCUGUGGAGCAGGAUGGUCAAGGACGCUGAUGGGGAGUUGGAGGCAGUCGCCCUCCAGUAACAGCGAAGGGCAGAGGAGCACCGCUCACAACAAUGAGCAGAACGCCGGGCAGCUAAACGUACACAGUUGGCAUAGGAUACAAUCUGGGACAUUGCCUUGGCGGAGGUGAAAACUCGAGCCGGUGGACAGGAGGGGACAGGGGCUGGGAGCGCCCAGCCCACAGAGUCCACCGUGUUCUUCAUGGGCAGUCGCUCCGCCGGAAAGACAACAUUGAUUCAUCGGUUUCAGGAUCGGGAUGAUGAGCCUCCAAAGGCCACCACGGCACUGGAGUACGCCUAUAGUCGCCACUCACGAGGACAGGUAAAGGAUGUGGCUCAUGUAUGGGAGCUGGGAGGUGGAACGUUCCUCACUGACCUCAUCAAGAUCUUCAUAGUCCCAUCAAACCUGAGCUCGCUGUCCGUGGUGCUGGUGCUGGACCUAUCGGAGCCCGGCCAGCUCUGGAGGACACUCGACGAUCUGCUCAGAGCCGCCCGUACACACGCCGUGUCCGCAAUCGCCGAGCUCGCGAAGACGCAGAAGCAUGCGGCCGAUGCCCUCCGACAACAGGCUGCUGAGCGUCUGGGCAGCGAACACUCGGAUAAGGCAAUGGUUGACCCAUUUCCCUUACCCCUGGUAAUCAUUGGCAUGAAAUAUGACAUCUUCCAGAACUUUGACUCGGAAAAGCGAAAGGUGAUCAGCAAGACCAUGCGCUUUAUAGCUCACUACAAUGUGGCUACGCUGCUGUUUUGCAGCAACAAAAUGGAUGCAUUAAUGAAUCGGGCACGGAAUGUGAUCAACCAUCUGGCUUACCACACCUUGCUUGGGAGAGUCAGCGUCACCGACUAUGGGAAGCCACUCAUGAUUCAAGCAGGAUCAGACUCUCUGCAGAAUAUCGGUGGCCCACCCGUCUCUCAGAAGGAAAUGGGUCGCAUUCACGCACGCAGCCCUAUGGAGCUCUGGGAGAAAUCUUACAAGGCCAUAUUUCCACAAGAGGAGGUGGAUGGACGGGACAAAGACGGAGACCCAGCCAAGGACAAGCAGUACGCAGAGCUGGCCGUGGAUGCCAUGCGAGCCCAGAAGGACCAGGAGCUGGAGGAGUACCGGAGGAGCGCUGGACAGCAGUGGAGAGACAUCAAGCUGGGGUCCAAAUCCCGGUGACACAAACACGCAUGCAUGUGCGUUCAGACGAAUGCAUGUCUCAUGGAGUAGGGACCUUAAAUUUUAGAUUUGAAGCUUUCGUGAUUGCAAGGAUUCAUACUCUUAGGUUUUUUCGGUAAAGUCACGUAGGUAAAAAAUAACAUUAAAAUUAAUAAAGGUAAAAUAAAAAUCACGACGUUUUGGAGGCAACACAAGCUUCCGUCUUCAGGUGGAACCGUCACAGCACGAUUGCUGUAUCAAGACGGAAGCUUGUGUUGCCUCCGAAACGUCGUGAUUUUUAUCUUACUUUUAUUAAUUUGAUUUUUUAACCUACGUGACUUUACCGAAAAAACCUAAGAGUAUGAAUACCUUAAAUGUUGUUCGUUUGGACCUGAGAGGCAGAUGUAACCCAGCAAACACUUGAAUAUUAUUUUAUUAUCAAAAGUAUUUACCUCUAGCAAUGCAGCAGUUAAAAUAUGCUAUCAGCCUUAGUCUGACACUCUUUAAAAAAGUAUCUGACAAAUUUCAUUCUUGAAAAUGUAAUUUGGAUCAGCACCCUUGAAAACCCGCACAUGCUCAUUUUUGUAGGCCUAGGUUCAAAAACAAAUACAUUCAAAAUAUGUGCCCUUAGCUAUACAUACUAGAACUACAUAUUUACAACCCUGUAUAUCAAGUAAUAUCAAAUAGUAUAUUAAAUAUCCUUGAAUAACAAUUAAGAGAACCCUGAUCACUGCAAGGUCCUGUUCUCAUCUUUGACCAGUCUAUUAUUCUACCUGUCCCCAAUUCUCAACUGCCCAUUUGUGUGGCUGGGAAGCACCCAGUCAUUACUGACAAAUAUAUCUGCAAAAGUCAAACAAUUUCUGCAGCCGUGUUAACUUUGGUCUUAAGAAAACAUGUCCGAUGUUGCGUGGUUGCAAUGUAACCAAUCAAGAGUCUCAGUCUUACCAUUGCAUGAUCUCCAUGUCAGCUUGUGACUUCUCUUCAAACUGUGGUACAGAUAAUGAAUCUAUUGCUGCUGCAAAUCUCACAGAACCUGAUUCCAAUAUAAGUAUGUCCUAUUCCAUGCUCACCAUACUUAGCUCCUACCUCAGCAAUGAAGUCCCCUAGUAGUAGCAGUGUGGUGGUACGUGGCCGGAACAAUACAUCAGGCUACUUCCACUCUUUUCUCAAUGUUUGUACAUGCUAUUGGACUGUUUGAGGCUCAUCUGCCUUUAGUAAUCAACAGAUUGCCCAGAGUCCGAACUAACCUAUUGUGAGUGCCAUUGGCCUGAGAGUCCAAUGAGUGCCUCAUCUUGUGUUAUAACCAGAUAGAAGUACAUGGAGACAAUAAGUAUUUUUUUCAUGGGAAUACUUCACAUCGCCAUACAUUGUACGAUAAAUGAUGAAUUGAGCUAAAGCAGAAAAAUGAGAAAAGUAUAGGCUGCAUAAACACACGUGCAUAUAUUUAAUUAUGCACAGGCAAAUUGCGUUUUUCCGUUGGAGUAUAAUGAGCAGUCAUUUCAGCUGUAGUUUUGUGUUUUGAGAUUACUUGCUACAGUAAUGUCUCUCUGGGUGGUCUGCUGUUCUGCCACUAUGAAUGGAUAGUAUUCAGGUCUGACAAAAAAAUCCAGAAAACAAAAAACGACAAAAAAUGGUCUCAUAAAGCUUUAAAUAAAUGUAACUUUAUCAAGCAAGCAAUAACGCAACCCGAAGCGGAAUAUCGUGUGACGUGUCAUUAGAGUAAACGCGAGCAUUGUCUCCCCAUGCCUGUGUGUGUGUGUGCGUGCACAUGCGGAAUUACCCCUCGGUGGACAACUAUUUACCCUGUCCGUAAUGACACUGCGGACAUUAACAUCAUACCAUUUAAUUGAGAAAAAAGCAACAAUUUUAAAUAGGUUCGUGCAUAAUGUGAACGUUUUUGUUUUGCUACAAUUAGACCCAAGAGAGAGAAUAUAACAUCUUUAUCUUGAGAGGAAUUGUAGCUGGUGUUGUUUUGAUGUUUUGUAGAAGGGGUGGCUGGCCGAGUGAUUGCAGUUGGAAGCCCCUGUGGUUAUUAAUACUAGAGUAGCUCUGAAGUAAACUCCGGCGUAUGUUCGCACAUAGGUUUUUUUCAAGAGAAAGUUUUAUUAGAAAAAUGGUAUCUAUGGGAUCAUUUUUUGUUAGUAUCAAAAUGAUGACUUGAUGCCUUGCAAUCGGUGUCUAUUUGGUGUUUGAACAUCUGAACACCUCCUUUGGUACCACAACUCAGGAGUGGAUGUCAGUGAGGAAAUUGGCAAGCCAUUUUUUUAGUGCAUAGUCCUAAGUUCUUCAUGCAUUUAGGAUAUAUCCUACUAAGGCCUGCGAUUUUACCGGAUUUUAUCUGGGCAAUACUAGCGUCGAAUUCCCAGGUUGAGAAAGGACCAGAGAAUGCGGAGGUUAGAGUGGUCAAGAGUGCGGUAGAGUAUUUAGUAAACUUGCUGUCUUUUGUUUUUGUCGAUCAGUGCUCGUGAAUUGCUGAUUAGUGGUCUGGCAAUGUCGUCAGGGUCGACUACGGGAGCUUGAGGGCCGACUACGGGAGUUUGUAGGCCUACGUCGCUGCUGCUGCUGCGUCUUGCAGUCUUAGGAGAGUGCCAGGCUUUUUGACUCGUUUUUGCAAACUCAAGCACCUCCACUGUUUUAAGAAAAAGAUCCCAUCCUGUAGCCUUAGCAUACUGUUGGGGCGAGUGCUGUUAGCGACCACCUAUGAAAGUCAGCACAGCACGUGAGGGAGUGGGUGGCCAGCAUCACUAGUUGUGAUGUUUACACAUCGCAUCAGGUCCUCAUAUGAUGCUGAGUUGACCUAGGGGAGGCCAAGCAUCGGUUCAGAUAAUAGCAGGAAUCAAACUCGGGCCGUGGGAUUUGAAGCAUAAUGCGCUAACUGCUACACUAAAGCUCCCCACAUCUACAUUGUUUUGUGUGCGGAGGCCCUUUGUGGUAGUUUGUGGUAGUUUUUGGUACUCUGGGGUAAAGUUUUUUUUUGGGUUAGAUCGCAUAAAUAUAUACAUGUGUCAUUAAAACCCACCACCACCCGACACAGCCAACUAGUAAGGGUCAUCACGUAAACAGAACAUUCCAGUUCGUCACUAGUACAGCACUACGUGUUAAACUGACUUUGGGGUAAAUUUACAUUACUUUAUCAUUGAAGCUUUCGUGACUGCAGGAAUCCAUACUCUUUGGUUCUUUCGGUAAAGUCACGUAGGUAGAAAAAUAAAAUAAAUCACGACGUUUCGAUCGCAACACAAGCAAUCGUCAUCAGGUGGGUCAACCACAGCAAAAAAAACUGCUGAAGUAGGCGAGAGAUCUGCCGUGGCACGAGGUUAUAUAGUAGGCCUCGGCAGUGGGGGGAAGAGAGAAGUGGGGGGGGAGGCGGGGCAGGAAGUGGACCACCGCAGCAGCACUGGAGAGAUCGGCUGGAGGGGGGGAGAGAGAAGUUGUUUAGUUGGAAUUCUGUUAAACAAGGUAUUGCAAUAGUCCAGGUGGCUCAGCGAUAGAGUUUUUGUACGAAUGGAAACUUAAAACUCUCCAGUGACCAUACAACAUAUAACGAUGCAAUACCCGAAUCACAAAUACCAAGGAGACAUCACAGCUAUACACUCUGCUACUCCUGAUGCGGUUAUUGGGCUUGACCAUCUGAAUGUGAAAUCAUAGUUGCUCUGCAUCUACAUCAGCCAAACAAAAGAAGAAGAAGCAGUUGAACGAGUGGCUCGAAAUCCUAAAGUUGCGAGUUCAAAACCUAGUUGGGGGUUGAAUCAGUACAUUGUCCCUCGAGGUUGAUAAAAUGAACACCACUGAAUGGGGAAGUCAACCGUGUUUGUCCUAUGGUUAUAUACGCCCCCACCAGAGAAAUGUGUAAUUUCCACGAUUGGCUCAGGGCUGUAAACAGGGGAUAAGCACCACCUCAAUUCUAAUUUGAGUUUGAAAAGGAAGAAAAAAUCAAAUGGUUUUGAUGAUUUGUCCCACUAUUAGUGAGAGACCUGAAAAAACAGAAAAUAUCGAAAUCAUUAAAUGCUCAAACUUGAUAUUCUGACUUCAUCACAAUCACAUUAUUUACUGCUGUAAAUGAAUUUUCAAUAUUGCACACGAAACUGUCAUCAUCAGUCAUGAUCAAUCCAAUUCUGGAUAAAAGCUUCCCCAAGCCGCCGCCGCCACCUUACAAUCUUGCAAUGCAGUACAUUUUGCUAAAUCCCCAGAUUGCACACUGUCUCCUCCACGCAGAGGCUUAGUAGCAAGAGCACUGACCACUAGGACACACAUCUGCCUUAAUUUCCUGGCAAAUGAUGAUUUCAUGUGCUCUCGCUUGUGUGUUUGCUAGAUAAACACUGAGGCUAAGGCUUAUGAAAGUCACUCGGGCUGCAGGUUGCAACAUGUGGGCUGUUUAUUAUUUUCCUAAAAGCCGCUCCCAGCGUCCUCCCUGUAUGCCCCCCCCCCCCCCCCCACUUUGCCCUCGUAUGUCUUUCUCUGUGUGUCUGUUGUGCUGGUCACCCACCCCUUUGUGUGCUGUGCCGGCCUUCAUAGGUACUUGCUAACAGCACUUGCCUCAACAGUCAGUUAAGGCUAUAUGGGGGAUCUUUGUAUGGCUUUGCCGAUUUCAUUCAUGCUGCAGUUUGGUUUGGCAAAGUUCCAACAGCAGCCUGUCUGUUGAACACCCCACCCUACAUAACCAUCAUGCCUCUUCCAUACAUAUUCACACGCAAAGGUUCACCAUUUACAUUGAGCCUUAUCGUCUCUUUAUUUACAUUGUUAAUUUUAUUCUCCACAACGACAUUACCUGUUAAUGAUGUGUAGUGUAUUAUAUAGCUUUGCAUCACACUAGGACCCACAUCUAACGUAUAUUUUGCCUAUAAAGAUCUGGCAGUUCACCAACAUUGGUUCAUACAAGUCUGGUUGCCAAUGAGACAAUAAAUGUUGAAACUACUCUCGAGUUAUGUUGAAGCAACAGUAGUAUACAGAGAGUCCCCGACUUACGAUGGGGUCAUCGUAACGCAUCUCCAUCGUAAUUCGGGGACUACCUGGAGUCUGUUGGAGCAAAUGCUGUUAACGAGCACCUAUUACGGGUGAUAAGAUCAUGACAUGCACGUUUUGGUUGCUUGUUCACAUUUUCAGGUAGGUACCUAUUUUUGUCCGAAUAAACCUUGAAGAUACCCAAUCUGUAUUCAGUUAUACCACACACAACACCUCUGGCCAGUGGUGUGUGUGGUCGUGAACUAAACUAGUGUGCUAACAAAGAAAAGUGCUACCAGACAGCACCUAUCAAGACCGACACCUAGGGGAGCGCCUGGAACCAGUUUUAAUAUCUCAACUGAUGAUAGUCGUGGCUGUGAAUCUGUGAUUGAAUAUCAGGUUGCUGGAUUUGCAGCACGGUACACGAACCACUGCACCACAGCUCCCCACAGUGUCAGAACACAAUCACAAAUACACCAUAUACACAUACACAGUGGCAGACAGCAUACUAUUCCCACUCGACAUACACAAUAAACAACAUUUACAUAUGCAGAAACCCACAUAGCCACAAAGCGAACAUGCACAUUGUACACAUUUACAAGCAUGCACACUAUACACACAACUAUUAUCCAUAUAGCAAAAUGUCUUGAUCAUAUUUCUGUCUUUUCACAUAAAAAUAAAAGUAUUUCUUCCACAACCCACGGCCUUCUGGGAGUGCAUUAUUUCUGCAGCAUUGAUUCAAGACGAGCAAACUCUGGGCCACUUUCAAUAUACAUUGUCUCCUCAGCAUUCAGGCUUGCUUGGAUCAAUGCUGGUGAACUAGCAAUCUAAAGGUAAGAACCCUGUACGAUAUAUGAGUGCUAA